Messenger RNA from Uncinocarpus reesii 1704, 471 nucleotides. Its product is annotated as RNA-binding protein 8A. NCBI's taxonomy places the organism in Eukaryota, Fungi, Ascomycota, Eurotiomycetes, Onygenales, Onygenaceae. Gene Ontology annotation, cellular component: cytoplasm; exon-exon junction complex; nucleus. Gene Ontology annotation, molecular function: mRNA binding. Bases 1 to 471 code for a protein of 156 amino acids. The transcript is spliced from 2 exons. The record is from RefSeq and is a predicted model, not a curated record. Gene Ontology annotation, biological process: RNA splicing.
AUGUCAUCUGAAAUGGAUAUUGAUCAACCCGCAUCGGACGAUCGCGGCUCUUCCUUCACAGGCAAAGACAUACGAACUCGGGCAGGAGCGGUGGCUGUCCGAAGCAUCGAAGGAUGGAUUGUCCUAGCAACCAACAUCCACGAGGAGGCUACAGAGGAGGAUGUCACAGACCUAUUUGCCGACUAUGGCGAAAUCAAGAAUUUCAACUUGAACUUGGAUCGGAGGACGGGUUAUGUCAAGGGCUACGCAUUAAUAGAAUAUACGACGCUCCCCGAGGCGGAGGCUGCGAUAAAAGCUCUCAAUGGCGCGAAACUACUUGAUCAGACCCUAGACGUUGAUUUUGCGUUUGUUCGACCCCCACCAGCCAAUAAAGGCAAAUGGGCCGGUGGAAAUGGAAAUCGUGGUCGUGGAAAUCGAGGCAGAAGUCGAAGCCGAGAACGAACCCGCAGCCCAGAGGCAGGGAAAGAUUAA